AUGGAUAUUGAUCCUAUAUCUACCGAGAUGCAUAUUUUUAGCGACGCUUCUCAAACCGCGUACGGCGCGUGCGUUUAUAUAAGGACCGUAAGCGCUAAUACGGUCAAAGUGCAAUUGCUCUGUUCUAAAGGGAAGGUUGCACCGCUAAAAACCGUCAGCAUCCCACGGUUAGAGCUUCUCGGUGCUCUAGUGGGCGCUCGCCUUUAUAACAAGGUUCGCGAUUCACUUCACUGCAACUUCGAUCACGUAAUAUUUUGGACGGACUCGACAAUUGUCUUAGGUUGGCUGCGCAUGCCGCCACGAUUGUUAAAAACGUUCGUUCAAAAUAGGACGAUAGAAAUUCACGAUUUGACGAAGGAUCUCCCGUGGCGUCAUGUAAGCGGGAAGGAGAACCCAGCUGAUCUCGUUUCGCGUGGGGUUGUGAAUCUCGAGGAGCUCUCUUCGUCUAAUUUGUGGUGGGAAGGGCCAGCCUUCCUUCGUGACAGUGAAUUUGACUGUGAAAACGUACCUCCCUUUUACACGCACGAAGAUCAGUCAAAUGACUUACCUGAAAUAAAGGGUAGUGACGUCACCGCGUUAGUAGCCCAGGAUAGGUCGAGCUCUGAAGAUGGAUCCAUUAUCGAUUUCCAACGAUUCUCUCAGUUCAGCCGGCUGAGACGCUCAACUGCUUAUGUUUUACGGUUUUUACAUAAUACGCGCAAUAAACUUAAUAAGCGGUCGGGCGUUCUUACCGUCGAUGAACUGAGAGAAGCCGACAACUUGUUGGUUAGGCUGUCUCAACUGGAAUCUUUUCCAAUUGAGUACAAGUCAAUAGCCAACAAUCGCGCGCUAAAAAAUAAACAUAAUUUAAGUAAAUUAAAUCUGUUUAUUGAUGACAAUAAACUGUUGCGAGUUGGCGGCAGGUUGGACUAUUCAGAGUUCGACUAUAAUAAAAAACACCCAAUUUUACUGUCAGGCAAACAUCAUUUCACGCUUCUUCUUUUGCGCCACGAACACAAAUCCUUGCUACACGCAGCUCCGCAGGCGCUUCUUUUUCACCUUCGUGAAUCUUGGUGGCCAAUCGCAGGCAGAAAUCUCGCUAGAAAGGUAGUUCAUGACUGCGUGGUGUGUAAGCGCCUGUGA
Messenger RNA from Maniola jurtina (meadow brown), 1122 nucleotides. RefSeq lists its product as uncharacterized. Lineage: Eukaryota; Metazoa; Arthropoda; Insecta; Lepidoptera; Nymphalidae. The coding region runs from base 1 to 1122 and encodes 373 amino acids. The record is from RefSeq and is a predicted model, not a curated record. The transcript has a single exon.